AUGAAAGCAUGUAAGCUGUGUAGGAGGAGGAAAAGGGAUGGUUCCAGCUGCCAAGAAGGCUCACAAGAGGGUCACCAAGAGACAAAUGAGGCAGAAGAAGACAAUAUCUUGCUAAAGAAGCUUAGUAAUUAUUUCAGGUAUUUCAGCGUGUUCUUUUCUGUUUCUAGUGACAAUACUAGAUUCUCAUUCAUGUUGGGGACAAGAUCAGCUAGGAAGGAUGGGGAAAAAGAGUUUACAGCUUGAAGACGAUAACAAAACGAGCCACUGUUCUCAGCUUAGGUACACUGGUAAUUUUUUUAGAGCUGUAUCAUUAGUCAUGAGGUGACAUGGUUCACUGCCCGGGUUCAUUGACAGCAACCGAUUUUUAUUGUUUUAGUACACCAUUAAUUAGCUCGUACUCAUUGCAACAAUAAAUAGUGGUACUUGUAAGAACUGAUUAUUUUGCCUCAUAAUUAUGAAAGGUCUAGCAGUUCACGGAUUCCCUUAAAUAGAUAAUGGUCUUCUAGUACUGAUAUCUACUAAUUUUAUAGUGACCGUUGGAAUGUGCUUGACUUCAUCAUUCUUGUUUUCUACCUGAUUACCUUCUUAUUACGCAUAAUUACAUGGGUGAACUCCACGGACGCGUCAGAAAACUCACUCUUGGCUGUCUCAGAGUAUUUUUAUGGAUUUAUUGCCAUGUUUCUCACACUGAGAACCUUUGGUCAAGUCAUAGAGCGCAAGCGGGGAAUGGGUGCAGUACAAAUCGCUUUGUUCUUUGUUAUCGGGGAUGUAAUGGCGAUAUUUUGGCAGUUUUUGGCCAUGAUUCUAGCAUUUUCUCUGGCUAUGACCAAGAUAUAUGUUACUGAGAAGGCCUAUACCUCAGGAAAAGAUUCCGCAGAGGAUUUGUGAGUACAUAUUGCGAUCUUUCUAAAUUAUCGAAACCGUGAGUGACAGAUUUUAACUUGUUGGGCCCGUUCAUUUGUUAGUCUUUUUAGUAGUGUGGUGGAAGAGCUUUCCCUUACGUUAUGGAGGGGAACCUUAUGAAUGUCUAGGCACCCAAUGUAAGAAACAGUGGGCUAAAAGCUAAUCAAGUGAGAUUUACUUUUUUGGAUGGGAAGCCUAACAGGAGAGUAAAACUACUCAGAUCAGAAUGUCAAACGUAGCAUGAAGGCUAAUUUUUUACAGUCUUUAUGAAUACUCAAGCAGGAAAUUUAAAAAAGAGGCCUCAAUAAAUAAGUCACUUCGUCGCGCCACUAAUACACAAAAGGUUUGAAAUCAAAUUAUGAUAGCCUGAUGCCCAUUAAUCAUCGCUGGGUCAGUCGUAGUCAUAAAUUGUGGAGUCAGUGACUUGCUAUACACUGACUUUUUGUGCUUCUGGAGGUAUAAGUUUAGGAAUGUUAGUUAACAAUUUCUCUGGAACAACACAACUGUGUAAAAUAAAAUUCGGAGGGGGGGGGAGGGUGGUCAUGUAACUUUGAAAAUUUCUGUUGGUUAAACCGUAAACCAUGGCAACGGUUUCUUUAACCAUUCAUUUUCUGCUCUCAUUUUUAGGGUAUGCAGUGAUUCCGGGCUAAUUUGGUAAGAGUAGAACUGUUGUUUUUUUUCUACCCUAAUUUUAACUUUGUGCUCUGAUGUAUAAAAUAUACCACGUUACACGAAAUUUUUGCUAACCUCGAAUUUCGCGCUUUCAAUAUGCCACGAUUAUUUAAAAAGGUUCAAGCGUGAAAUUCUGUACCUGAGGGAUCGGAAAGGUUAAUUAAGGUCUCCCGAGAGGAAAAGAAAAAAAAUCAUACUGAUGUGUUGAAAUAAGUACUGAUGUUCAACACCGAGCUUUAUUAGCUUCGUCAUGAAAAUUUGCAGGAAAGACACUCUUUCCUUUCUUGGCAGCAGAUUUACUAGAACAAGAAGCAGAGCUGCGAGUGAAGAAACCCUCUUUGCCCCCCAUCUCUCUCGCGACCUCGUGUCCGAUUAAUUAACGCUACUUCGCCUCUUAAACUGCAAAAAGGCCAGCCCAGCUAUUAGUUUACCUUCUGGAAAAAUCCAGACGUCAUCGUUGCUAUUUCUUUUUACUAGUGGUUCCCCUCAGGUUUAAGGUUAUCUUGUGAUAUUUUGGAUACCAACGCUUAAAUGUGUAGGUGUUUGACUUAAUGGAGCUGACCAGGAAUCUUCAAAGCAAAUUUUGAAAUCGAUGAUCCAUGUAGGAGUAGUGACACGAUGGCCUCCAGGACACAGACGUUUAAAAACAUUUAUGGCGGUCAUAACGAUCUCAAUUUCAAAAAUUCAAUGGUGUUCCGAUCUAACUCGUUACUUAUGUUCUUCAGUUGGUGGAACAUGGCGACACACCUUGGUUGGUCUUUGCUGGGUUUAGCUGACCUGGAUAGGUUGAACUCCGUCGACGAUUCAUCCCUUUCUCUUAUCCAUGUGCUGUACAGCUUCUUCUUAAUCAUGGCAGUUAUUCUUCUCGUGAACAUGAUGAUUGCGUUGCUCUCCAACACCUAUCAGCAGGUUCAGGUACUUAACAGUCUCUAUGCCUUCGCUGAUGUAUAUUAAUUCUGUUUAUAAUCCAGAGUUAAGAAAAUAUGAGAGGUUCUCGACUGUAAGCUCGGCAGGACUUUUUUGGCGUAAGAUACAAAAGAUUAUAUGAUCAUUUAUAAUUAUACUUUUGGCCGACUGACGCUAUAGACGAAAAUGAUGGCGAAUAUUGUCCCUCUGGUAUGAUAUGUCCAAAAUAUUCUUCCGCUAUAGGAGUGUCGCCUGUUGUCUUUAUUAACUGGUACUUCCUUAGAAGCUGUUAAGUUCCUCUCAUUCCUCUAUUAUCAGGAUAAUUCACUGCAGGAGUGGUCUUUCAAGAGAGCCAUUACUGUAAGAACUUACAGCACCUAUCAUCCGAUACCAGUGCCCUUCAACCUUUUGUCUGUCCCCCUGAUAGUACUCUGGAACCUCUAUCGGAAGUGUUCGUGUAAAACAUGGUGCGACACUCCUGCUUCGCUCGAGGGACGGGUAAGCUGCGGCCUUGCCAAUUAGUUUUGUGAGUUUUAACAAGCUGCUGUUGUUUAAAGUUAUCAUUUACGUCUGCUCAGUGAUUUUACUUCAAUUUCGAUGUGGCCUUCUUUGAUUCGACAGAGAGUAGCUCUGAAUAAAGUGGUGGAGAAACUAGAAAGGAGGUACUUCGAGAAAUAUGGUUAUGAAUUUCCCCUCACAGGUGGGUGAUGUGCUAGAUUGGUAGACAGCCCCAGAAAUAUAUGAUAUGGUCAUACAAAAGAAUAUUGCGCAAAGAGAUGUUGUUCUAUUAAACUUUGCUUUGUUAUUAUCAAAGCGAUAGUUCUAAAGAAGUUUCUACCAUGACGGACAAGAAAUGAAGUAUCACAAAUUAAGAAUUCCAAUAAUGAUAAUCUAUUUAUAACCAGGCGUAUCGUAAUGAUUUUGCUGACUAGAUUCAGAAGAGGCCAAUUUAAUAUUUGGUUCCUCGCUUUGUUUUAGAGGGGAAAAAGAUAGAUCACUUGGUGCAAGAAAAUGAGGGAGGACGAAAAUUGGCCAAUCAGAUAGUUCGGCAAGUAUUCCGACCGCGUGGAACCAAGGAGGAGAAACUUGCGUCUGGCCACAGAGUGAGUGUUUUUGAGGCACACAUUCACAUGUUAAUUAAACAGGAAGUUUCCCUACCAUAUACUAUGGAUCCUGCUCCAUCAGAAUACACCUUUUUAACCUUUUUAAACUUGUUUUGUAGUGACAUAGAAAAUCUAAUCUCAAAUGCUGCUCCGGGAAGUACAAAAAAGGCAACAAAAUUCGCUCUCAACGCGCGAUACGAAAAUUAAUGGGAGGGUUAUAACUUGAAUAAAACCCCUUCUAGCUUGCUGGCAUGUCGGCUGACAAUGUCCCUGGUUGAGAGAUUAUCUUUAAGUUUUUAAAUUUCUCCUUGAGGCUUCGGUUCUUGGCCAAACAUUCAUUUUUUGGACAAUGUCUCAGCCGCAGACAUUUUCAGGUGACAUAGCAGUCGCCUGAAGGGGUCCCUCGUGUUACUGAAGUUUUGUUUGAUUGUCAUUUAAAGGCGUGGUAUGAUUCGCCGGGAAUUGCUGUCGAUGGCUGUCUCUUAACUUACAUGGGACCUAAAUUCUGCAAAAUAUGCGAAAGUGGAAAUCAUAAGGACAUUCACAGUGCCAUGUUCAAGUCUCCCUUUACACCAGAAACACCAAGAUUUGAGGUGUGCUUUUGAUUUAUAGAGAAUUAUUUGCGAACAACAAAUUUAAUUUAUAUACUUCCUGCUUCAUAAUAGAUUCUGUGAAUGAAGAUUUUAGAUAUAUGAAAAUUCACAUAUUUGCACUGCGGUGGAAAGAUGAAAUUAGGAGAUCCUCGCAGCUAAGAACACUACUGAAACGAAUAGUUGUAAAUAGGACCUGAAAAAAUUUCAGGCCCGUACGGGAUUUGAAACCAUGACCUCUGCGAUACCGGUAUCGCAGAGGUCAUGGGUUCAAAUCCCGUACGGGCCUGAAAUUUUUUCAGGUCCUAUUUACAACUACUCGUUUCAGUAGUGUUCUUAGCUGCGAGGAUCUCCUAAUUUCAUCAGAUUCUAUGAAGAUGCAACAUAAUUACAUCGCCUUUUUACCCUCUUCCCUUAAAUAACCUCCCUCUUGUAGGUGCUGGUAUUCUUUUCUAUUUUGUAGCACUACAGAUACUAAUUUUUUUAGGAAUGAACUUAACGGUGCCUCCAUAAUAGAAAGACCAGACCGGUUCCUAAAAAAACUCUUUAUGUUCCUCUUGUGGUAUCCUAUUUUCACCUUUGCUUUCAUGGUAACGUGUCAACAUCGAUCUCGUUUAGGCACUUAACCCUGUAACUCCUAAGAGCGACUGACUUGUAGUUUCUCCUGACAUUAUCAUCCCUGAGUCGAACAUUAGGGUCACAAGAAUAAAGUAAAUCAUCGCCAACCGAAAAGGCUCUUCAUUGUUUAACUAUAAUUCUUCCUUGUUAGCACAAAUGUAGGAAACUCAGCCGAAGCCAUGGCGUGCGGACGUGAUAUCAGUAGCUCCGUUGCCGAAUGAUGUUAUUUAGUUAUUACUCACUCCUUACUGUUCCAUUAUAAACAACUGAAGUGUUUUUUCGUAACUCUACCUUUCAUUGUAAUCUAAUUUGCCAAUGGGAAGAAAGAGAAGGAGUUAGUUCAAAGCCAGAAAACCCAGUACAACUAGUACAAAGCGAACAAGAUCAGGCUGCCAUUACUGAAGACGAUGAGUAUGUCACCCUGGGAACUGUUCGGGAAUCAGUUAGAGGCUCAAGAGUCAAUGAUGAAGACUCUGUUCGACUCGAUUUUCAGUUGCAGUCGUUCACCACAAGAAUUACUGAGGUUGAAAAAUCAGUUCAGUCCAUCAAUACUAGCCUACAAUUCACUCAAAAGGACGUCGAUAAUCUGAAGCCUUUUGAAGGAAAACUUGAUACAUCCAAUAAAAAAAUUGAUCAGUUAAAAUCUACCUUAUCGACACAAUCGCUUUCAUAAGAGGAUAUGGAAAACGAAAGCCGUUGAAACAAAAUCAGGGUCAAUGGAAUCCCAGAGUCUUCGCACGAAACGUGGGAAGAGUCUGAGGAGAAAGUGAAAGUUGCCAUUAAAAACAAGAUUGGCAUUGACAUCGACAUCGAGAGAGCGUACAGGGUCGAACGCAAUAACUUCAAUUAGUAGUCCUUUGACUCAUAUCUUUGAUUUAUCGGUAAGUUCUGGAGUUGUUCCAGCAAAGCUAAAGAUUCCUCGUGUCGUACCAUUGUUUAAAAUUGGCAAUAAGUCAUUAUUCUCAAAUUACAGACCUAUCUCUGUUCUACCUCUUUCUAUAAAGUUUUGGAAAAACUUGUCUACAAUCGAAAUAUUGAUUAUAUGGGUAAAUGUAAGAUACUAACCGAUAAUCAAUUCGGUUUUCGUAAACAGCAUUCGACUGAAUAUACCUCAGUAGCUCUUUUGUAUCACAAAAUUUCUUCUGUUAUUGAUAAUAAUGAGAAAACAGAGGGUUUAUUUAUUGAUUUUUCUAAAGCCUUUGACACGGUUAACCAUCAAAUUUUUCUUGAUAAGCUUCUUCACUAUGGUUUUCGCGGUGUUGCAUUUAACUGGCUGGAAGACUAUCUAAACAAUAAACAACAUUUUUUUUCAGUUCAAUGGAUUUAAUUCAUCCAAUUCAAAUAUCAAAUGUGGUGCUCCUCCGGGCUCCAUUCUUGGUCCUCUGCUCUUUCUAAUUUACAUCAAUGAUAUCUGUGAUGUCUCAACGGUUUUAGACUUCAUUCUUUCUGCUAAUGAUACAAUCAUCUUUUUCUCCCAUAAAAAUUUGAAUUUUAUCGAGAAAACCUUGAAUGAAGAACUGCUUAACCUAACGGACUGUUGCCGAGCCAAUAAACUUUCAAUAAAUGUUAUUGAAUCAAAUUUCAUGGUUUUCAAUUCAAGACAGAAAAGGGAAAUCUUAAUAUUGAACUAAAGAUUAAACACUGUACUAUACUAGGUGUUACUCUUGACGAAAAUUUGUCAUGGAAACCGCACAUUGCCUAUAUCGUUAGGAAGUUUAAAAAUCCAUCGGUAUAGUCUAUAUAGUUAGUCUCUGCCUACCUACUUCAACUUUAUGCACCCUGUACUUAAGUGUUGUUUAUCCCUACUUACUUUAUUGCUUUAUGGUAUGGGACUCCACUUAUCCAUCCACCUUAAAACGUAUUGCUCUACUCCUGAAAAAGGUGGUACGAAUUAUAUCAAGAAGUACUUUUAACGCUCAUACUGAACCUAUAUUUAGGCAGUUGAAAAUACAAUAUGUAUCGAUUUCAAAUAGGAAAGAUCAUGUUUUUGUUCUAGAUAGGCCGUCUUCCUGAUGCUCUUAAAAGAUUAUUUCAUUUUCGAGCAGCAAUCAUUGCUAUUACACCAGACAAUGCACCUCUUUUACAUACCCUAUUGCAGAACAAAUAUCAAACAGUUUGCGUUAUGUUUCCAAGGACGUAAAUUUUUCAAUUCCCUGAAUAUAUAAAUCCAAAAUGUUGACACACUUUCCCUGUUUAAGUCUAAAUUGCCAACACUACUCCUAAGUUGACUCCCUUCUUAUUCUUAUUUAUUGAUUUAUUUAUCAGUUUAUUUAUUUAUUUUUAUUUUUUGUCUUACUUUUCUCACGCUGCUUAAGUAUAUGUUUGUGUGAGUCCCUGCUAUUGUUGUCAUUUUGUGUGUGUGAGUUCUUUCCAUUUUAACCUAAAAAAUAUUUUUAGACCUGACUCACGCCAUAAAAGCGAUACCUCACUUUUGUAAAAUAUGAGGAGCCUGCAGCUCGCCUAAGCCUCUCUCUUUCCCUACGGGUUUCCUCGCCGUAUGUUAAAUAUUCAGCUAUAUCAUAAUAAUAUAUAUGAAAUUCCUUUUUGAUUUCUACUGAUGUAUCAUAAUUACAAAUUGGCAAAAAAAAAAAUGUACGGAGAACAGCAUGUUGAAUAUUCAUAAUGAUGUUAGAGUGUGAAAGGUUAAAUUCAUCUCCUUGUUCUCUUUCUUUGAGGUGCAUUUCAGGGCCAAGUUAUACGGCCUUUGAUGGCCACCUUUGAAUAAUGUAAUGGUUUUUAUUAAUAUUAUUAUUGCUAUUAUUAUUUAUAUUAAUGCUAUUAUAAAUUUUAUAAUUAUCAUCAUUAUUGCAGUUGUUAUUAUAGCUGCUUUUGUUGUUUAUAUGAUCAUUAUUUCGGAUGUUGAUUGUUUAUAUUAUUGCUAACAUCGUCUUUAUCAUCGUUGUUAUUUUGCUUUGGUCUAAGAAACUAGUAUUCCCUCGCGCUCAUUUGCGAAAAACCCAUUUGCAGCCCGAAACAAAAAUUAAAAGCAUGGGACUUGGGCUUGGGGCAACCGUAACAACAGUCUAAAAAACAAAAGUCCGACAUUGUUUUGUAGGUACUUAUUCAGGAGACUGGGGAGAGGCGUAUUGUGGCUCUGGGUGCUGUGCCUCAGUCGUACGACUGUCAUAAAAUGCCUGGCUGGGAUGAAGGAGCAGUCGGUUACCACAUAGACGAUGGUAAAAUAUUUGAAACUGACUGCCGUGAGCUGGGAAAAGAAGUCGAAGGUAUGGGUUACUGUGACGAUAGGUGUACGAUAUCUGCCACAAGGAUCUCUUGGCGCUCGGGAACGUGGUCAAUGCCUUGCCGUCCUUUUAGGGCGACCUUGCGACAAUAGGUUUCUGUUUCAGUAGAAUCCCUCGCAAUGAUUAUUCUGACGUGCAAGAGAUAAAUGAGGAAUGUAUUGUAGUUGUGUGCCCAACAUAGAAUGUUGAACGAAGUUACUGUAAAAUCUAUGUGCCUGGAGUGUGAAACUAAAAAAGAUCCCUGAAUCCUUUGAUCGUGGGGGGCUGGAACCCUCCUCUGCUUGCCGAUGGAAUGCUUUCUAGAGAACACAUUAAAGGCCAAAGAAAAACGAGAUUCAUAUCAACAAAUGCAUGACGUUGCAUGAAUCAUUUUUAUCGUCAAAAUUCCUUAUAUAAAUAGAAUAAGAGAGAUCAAGCUUUGUGUUCGGAUGAACAAAGAAGUAGGUCAUUGAUCAAGAUCGAACAACAAAGAAAAAAAGUCCAAUUUCACAUCCUGGUGUUACACGGUUGGUUGCCUCAAGUUUGGUUUAUUUUGCUAUAUUUUUGCCAUGUACUUAAUGUUUUCUGUUGAUAACUUAGGAGCCAUGGCUUACCGCGGCGAUCUCAUCGCUUGUGAAGUUGAUUUUAGUGGAAACCUCGAGGGCAAAGUCUCUGUGUUAUUCUCCUUGAACGGUAGAGAAGUAGCGCGUUCUUCAUUGGAGUAUACAGAGGGAAAUGAACUAUUUCCCUUCGUUUCAUUGGGAUCUGAAGGCAUUACAGUGCUCACCAAGGUAUGUUCGAAAGAAGGAGGGGGGAGUGGGGAGGGGGGAGGGGAGGGUAAUGGGCUAGAAAUUGAAUCUGUAAAUGGUUUGGUUUCAUCGGUGAUCCGCUAACGUAUCCCGCCUCGGCACACUCCUCCAGUUACAAUCAAGGGAUUGGUCAUGAGACCAAAUUAGAAGCAUGUGGCGAAGAAGAACUUUGUUGUAUCCAGUGUUGAAAAGACCACUAAAAUUUUGUUCAAGUUUGAGUAAUUUAAACGUUUGCGAACAUUUACAAACUAUCCAUCCUUUUUACCAAAAGGCUAUGCCCUGAUUGCUCUUAAGGUAAGAACAGGCAAAAAGCGCGUCGAUCUCUGCAGCAUAUCUUUAUUCCACAAUUGUGAAAAUUAAAGUCUAUAGUUGACAACUUUUGAUCAUCGCUGUCUUAAAAUUGUCUUUUUCAUUUUAAAUUGGAGGCGUUUGACUUUUGCACGUUUUAGAUGUGCCAUCCCGACAGAGACCAUUUUAGUAGAAUAACAAAUGAAGACCUUCAGAAGGAAAUUGGAGAUCUGCGACGUGAUUUUCAGGAUCAACUUGACAAGCAAGGGAGGAUGUUAAAGUUAGCACUGCGUUUGAAGGAAGUAAAGGACAGAGGAAAACAAAGACGAUUUUCAUCUCCUCAGUAG
Messenger RNA from Pocillopora meandrina, 9457 nucleotides. NCBI's taxonomy places the organism in Eukaryota, Metazoa, Cnidaria, Anthozoa, Scleractinia, Pocilloporidae. The record is from the annotation of a GenBank genome assembly.